Molecule: messenger RNA, 2092 nt
Organism: Meleagris gallopavo (turkey)
Lineage: Eukaryota; Metazoa; Chordata; Aves; Galliformes; Phasianidae
Gene: INTS11
Product: integrator complex subunit 11
Biological process (GO): snRNA processing
Cellular component (GO): nucleus
Molecular function (GO): RNA endonuclease activity
Source: RefSeq, a predicted model, not a curated record
GGCACCGACGGAGCGGCGUCCGCUUGGGGCUGCAGGCCUCGGUGUUCUGAGGGCUGCUUUCGGAACGCUUUCUAUCCAAAUCGAAGCUAAACCCCCCUUCUAUUCGAGAAGCGGUUGCAAUGUGGCCGUAAAAGAAACCGCACCUCCGGGCCGCGCCGCCUCGUAGGCCGUUUCCGGAAGAACCCGGCCGCGCUUUGAGCUUUGAGGGGGGUUAAAAUGCCCGAAAUCAAGGUGACGCCGCUCGGCGCCGGGCAGGACGUGGGGCGCAGCUGCAUCCUGGUGUCCAUCGCGGGGAAGAACGUGAUGCUGGACUGCGGGAUGCACAUGGGCUACAACGAUGACAGGCGCUUUCCUGACUUUUCCUACAUUACUCAGAAUGGGAGGCUGACUGACUUUCUAGACUGCGUGAUCAUCAGCCACUUCCAUUUGGACCAUUGUGGAGCUCUCCCCUAUUUCAGUGAGAUGGUUGGCUACGAUGGGCCCAUUUAUAUGACACAUCCUACCAAGGCUAUCUGUCCUAUCCUCCUGGAGGACUACAGGAAAAUAACUGUAGAUAAGAAAGGAGAAACCAACUUCUUCACAUCCCAAAUGAUUAAGGACUGCAUGAAAAAAGUGGUCGCUGUGCAUCUUCAUCAGACAGUUCAGGUGGAUGAGGAGCUGGAGAUCAAGGCGUACUAUGCAGGCCACGUGCUGGGAGCAGCCAUGUUCCAGAUCAAGGUUGGAUGUGAGUCGGUUGUGUACACUGGUGAUUAUAACAUGACACCAGACAGACAUCUAGGUGCUGCCUGGAUUGAUAAGUGUCGCCCUGAUUUAUUAAUAACAGAAUCCACCUAUGCCACAACUAUCAGAGACUCCAAACGCUGCAGAGAAAGAGACUUCCUGAAGAAAGUUCACGAGACUGUAGAACGAGGAGGAAAGGUUCUUAUCCCUGUUUUUGCCCUUGGUCGUGCCCAGGAACUUUGUAUUUUAUUGGAAACGUUCUGGGAAAGAAUGAACUUGAAGGCUCCAAUUUAUUUUUCCACUGGACUGACAGAGAAGGCUAAUCACUAUUACAAGCUCUUCAUCACAUGGACUAAUCAGAAAAUCCGAAAGACAUUUGUGCAGAGAAACAUGUUUGAGUUCAAACACAUCAAAGCAUUUGAUAGAGCCUUUGCAGAUAAUCCAGGACCAAUGGUUGUGUUUGCAACACCUGGUAUGCUUCAUGCAGGGCAGUCCCUGCAGAUCUUCAGGAAAUGGGCAGGAAAUGAAAAGAAUAUGGUCAUCAUGCCUGGCUAUUGCGUGCAGGGAACGGUGGGCCAUAAGAUUCUGAGUGGACAACGCAAGCUAGAAAUGGAGGGAAGACAAAUACUGGAAGUAAAGAUGCAGGUGGAGUACAUGUCCUUCAGUGCCCACGCUGAUGCCAAGGGAAUCAUGCAGCUGAUUCGCCAGGCUGAGCCACGCAAUGUCCUGCUGGUCCACGGGGAGGCAAAGAAAAUGGAGUUUCUGAAGCAGAAAAUAGAGCAGGAAUUUCAUGUCAACUGUUACAUGCCUGCAAAUGGAGAGACCACGACUAUAUUUACCAAUCCCAGCAUUCCAGUGGACAUCUCCCUGGGACUCUUGAAGAGAGAAACAGCAAUAGAUGCCAAGAAGCCAAAGCUUAUGCACGGCACGCUGAUUAUGAAGGAUAACAGCUUCCGCCUGGUUUCUCCUGAGCAGGCCCUGAAGGAGCUGGGCCUUGCAGAACACCAGCUGCGCUUCACCUGCCGCGUUCACAUUCAGGACCCGCGGAAAGAACACGAGACAGUGCUCCGUGUGUACAACCAUCUCAAAGGGGUCCUGAAGGAUUACUCAGUGCAGCAUCUCCCUGAUGGUUCUAUAACAGUCGAGUCCAUUCUUAUCCAAGCCACAGCACACUUAGAGGAUCAAGGAACCAAAGUUCUGCUUGUAUCCUGGACUUACCAGGAUGAAGAAUUAGGCAGCUAUCUCACAUCCCUGCUGAAAAAGGGACUGCCCCAGAGUACAUCUUGAGCCACACAGCAGCAGGCACAGUUGGUGCUUCAGAAAAGUACAGAUCUUAUUUUGUUUACAUUAUUAAAACAAAACUAGAAAAACA